This is a messenger RNA of Physcomitrium patens, 2683 nucleotides long. RefSeq names its product putative pre-mRNA-splicing factor ATP-dependent RNA helicase DEAH2. Gene Ontology annotation, cellular component: intracellular anatomical structure. Gene Ontology annotation, molecular function: ATP binding; RNA helicase activity; RNA binding. NCBI's taxonomy places the organism in Eukaryota, Viridiplantae, Streptophyta, Bryopsida, Funariales, Funariaceae. The record is from RefSeq and is a predicted model, not a curated record.
ACAUUCAUUCAGUACUCCAGCGGCGAUGGCGCCGUCGCCAAGAGGGUCCAGACCGACACCGCAAGUUCUCCUCCCCCUCCGAGGAGCAUUGGUGCACCGCGGUUCCGCGCCCUCGCGCGAUUUCAAUCUCCUCUUCGGACGUCACUCGCCAAUUCUCAGGGUUUGGCUGGAUCGGGGCGGUUUCGAGGGUUUAAGACGCUGGAGUAAUUGGAAGAGGCAGUAGCAAUGGCGGGCGAGAGGAAGAGGAAGUUGAGCCUGUUCGACGUUGUGGACGAGUCCGUCAAUGGAACCGAGAAGAUGAAAGCGAAUGGCGGUCCCGUGCUGAACCCUCACACCGGCAGGCCGUACUCGGCGAAGUAUUUCGAGAUUUUGGAGAAGCGGCGCACGCUGCCGGUGUGGCAGCAGAAGGCGGAGUUUCUGAACAUCCUGGCCAAGAACCAGACGAUGAUUCUGGUGGGAGAGACUGGUUCCGGAAAGACCACGCAGAUUCCCCAAUUCGUGGUGGAAGCAGGGUAUACGAGCAACAGGAAGCAAGUGGCUUGCACGCAGCCAAGAAGGGUGGCGGCCAUGUCAGUGUCGCGGCGUGUUGCGGACGAGAUGGACGUGACCAUUGGAGAUGAGGUCGGGUACAGCAUUCGUUUCGAGGAUUGCAGCGGGCCGAAGACGACGUUGAAGUAUUUGACGGAUGGUAUGCUGUUGCGAGAGGCCAUGACGGAUCCUUUGCUGGAGCGGUACAGAGUGAUCAUCCUGGACGAAGCGCACGAGAGGACGUUGGCGACGGAUGUGCUGUUCGGGCUGCUGAAGGAGGUGUUGAAGAACAGGCCGGACCUGAAGCUGGUGGUGAUGAGUGCGACGUUGGAGGCAGAGAAGUUCCAGGCGUACUUCAACGGGGCGCCGCUGAUGAAAGUGCCCGGGAGGCUGCACCCGGUGGAGAUAUUCUACACGCAGGAGCCGGAGAGGGACUACCUGGAGGCGGCGAUUCGGACGGUGGUGCAGAUUCACAUCUGCGAGCCGGCGGGAGACAUCCUGGUGUUUUUGACGGGGGAGGAGGAGAUCGAGGAUGCGUGCAAGAAGAUAGGAAGGGAGGUGCAGAACCUGGGGGACCAGGUGGGGCCGGUGAAGGCGGUUCCGCUGUACUCGACGCUGCCGCCAGCGAUGCAGCAGAAGAUCUUCGAUGCGGCACCGCCACCGGCAAAGGACGGGGGACCGCCGGGGAGGAAGAUCGUGGUGUCGACAAACAUCGCGGAGACGUCGCUGACGAUCGACGGGAUCGUGUACGUGAUCGACCCGGGGUUCGCGAAGCAGAAGGUGUACAAUCCUCGGAUUCGAGUGGAGUCGCUGCUGGUUUCGCCGAUCUCGAAGGCGAGCGCGCACCAGAGGGCGGGGCGUGCGGGUCGAACGCAGCCGGGGAAGUGCUUCAGGCUGUACACGGAGAAGAGUUUCCAGAACGACCUGCAGCCGCAGACGUAUCCGGAGAUUCUGCGGUCGAACCUGGCGAACGUGGUGCUGACGCUGAAGAAGUUGGGGAUCGACGACCUGGUGCACUUCGACUUCAUGGACCCUCCGGCACCGGAGACGCUGAUGAGGGCGCUGGAGCUGCUGAACUAUCUGGCAGCGCUGGACGACGACGGGAAUCUGACGAAGCUGGGAGAGCUGAUGAGCGAGUUUCCGCUUGACCCACAGAUGUCGAAGAUGCUGGUGGUGAGCCCAGAGUUCAACUGUUCGAACGAGAUCCUGUCGAUCACGGCGAUGUUGUCAGUUCCCAAUUGCUUUCUGCGACCAAGAGAUGCUCAAAAGGCAGCAGACGAAGCGAAGGCUCGGUUUUCGCACAUUGACGGGGACCACCUGACGCUUCUGAACGUGUACCAUGCGUACAAGCAGAACGGUGAGGACGCCACGUGGUGUUACGACAAUUUCAUCAACGUGCGUGCGAUGAAGUCAGCUGACAACGUGCGGACGCAGCUGGUGCGCAUCAUGAAUCGGUACAACCUGAAGAUGUGCAGCACAGACUUCAACAGCCGGGAUUAUUAUGUGAGCAUUCGGAAAGCGAUGCUUGCGGGGUACUUUAUGCAGGUGGCUCAUCUGGAGCGGACGGGUCACUACCUGACAGUGAAGGACAACCAGAUGGUUCAUCUGCAUCCGUCGAGUUGUUUGGACCACAAGCCGGAGUGGGUGAUAUACAACGAGUUUGUGCUGACUACUCGGAACUUCAUUCGAAUAGUGACAGAUGUGCGUGGGGAAUGGCUGAUAGACGUUGCUCCGCAUUACUACGAUUUGAGCAACUUUCCGCAGUGCGAAGCUAGACGCGUGCUGGAAAGACUGUACAUGAAGCGCGAGAGGGAGAAAUCUGAGGCUAACGGUGGAAAGAGAUAGUCGGGGCUUUCAGGAUUGGUUCUCUGUGCUUUUGUGAAGUGUUGCCGAUGUUGGCUUGAUCGACAGCGUUUUGCACUCGUGUUCCAACCCGUUUUUUAGCAUAGAACCUUAGACGGUGAGACUGAAGAUGUUUCGCCUCAACAGGUCAUUUUAGGAAAUGUAAAAUGGGCAUUGGAAGGAAACUUGAUAUUAUUUAGAUUGCAGUGGCAAGUGAUUCUUAUUCGACAAUGUAUUCAUGAUUGUACCGAAGUUCUUUGACAGUUCCAUUUGUUUGAUGAAAUGAGAAGUCGUUGAGACUAUUCUUCGUGCA